Dendrobium catenatum is the source of this 2101-nucleotide messenger RNA. RefSeq names its product calcium-dependent protein kinase 8. Gene Ontology annotation, biological process: intracellular signal transduction; peptidyl-serine phosphorylation; protein autophosphorylation. Gene Ontology annotation, cellular component: cytoplasm; nucleus. Bases 469 to 1875 code for a protein of 468 amino acids. Gene Ontology annotation, molecular function: calmodulin binding; ATP binding; calcium-dependent protein serine/threonine kinase activity. Lineage: Eukaryota; Viridiplantae; Streptophyta; Magnoliopsida; Asparagales; Orchidaceae. The record is from RefSeq and is a predicted model, not a curated record. The transcript is spliced from 4 exons.
UGGGCUAAGGCCGCUGACCUCUCUCCAGGCUGCCCGACUCGCGUGAAGCCAGCGAGGCGAGGUAGCUUCCAUCUCCCGUGUCUCGUCUCCUAUGCUUGAUUCUGUAGUUUCUAUGAAGUGUUUCUAUGAAGUGUUGGAAUCGAUCUCAGAUUUUUCAGUAUUCGAUUGACUUUGAUCGGAUUUGGUCGUAGAUCGGUUCGAAAUCAGGGUUUUUGGGGCUGAAGCGAGCUUGAUCUGAGGUUUUGGUUGUCUUCUUGGGCCUAAUUUUGGGGGGCUUUGAAUUGGUUUAGUUGGUUUCAGUUGUUAGGGUUUCCAGAUUUGGAGGGUUAAACUGUAAAUCAUUACUUGAUACUUGUUUUGGAAAAUUAUGCAUCAUUCCUCUGAGUCUCUUGGAUAUCGAGUUCGAUGAUAUAGGGAUGAUUGGGUUUUGUUCCGAGGUUGGGGAUUUCUAGGGUUCCUCAGAGUUCCAUGGGGAACUCCGGCGCUGACUGGCGGUGUAACUGUUACAAAGUGCCAGGACUCUCUUCGCCGAUUCUGGAAUCGCCGCACAUCGCCUACCUCGGCGAUCGCUACGUGCUCCGCGAGCAUCUGGGCUGGGGUCAGUUCGGCGUGAUCCGAGCUUGCUCUGAUUUGGUCUCUGGCGAGGCGCUGGCCUGCAAAUCCAUCGCCAAGAACCGGCUUGUCUCCGUCGAGGACGUUCGCAGUGUUAAGCUGGAGAUCGAGGUAAUGGCGCGGCUUUCCGGCCACCCUAAUGUGGUGGACCUCAAAGCCGUGUACGAGGAAGAAGAUUUUGUUCAUUUGGUUAUGGAGCUAUGUGCCGGCGGGGAACUUUUUCACCGCCUUGAGAAACACGGCCGGUUCGUGGAGCGGGAGGCGGCGGUAAUAUUCCGGCAUCUGAUGGAGGUGGUGUUGUUCUGCCAUGAUAAUGGAGUUGUUCAUCGGGAUUUGAAGCCGGAAAACAUUCUUUUGGCUACCAAGUCUUUAUCUUCUCCUAUCAAGCUUGCGGAUUUCGGCCUCGCUACUUACAUCCAACCUGGGCAGAGUCUGUGUGAGACUGUGGGAAGCCCAUUCUAUAUAGCACCAGAAGUGUUGGCAGGCAGCUAUAACCAGGCGGCAGAUGUUUGGAGUGCAGGGGUUAUUCUCUACAUUCUACUAAGUGGAAUGCCGCCGUUUUGGGGAAAGACUAAGUCAAGGAUCUUUGAUGCAGUAAGAUCAUUGGAGUUGAGGUUCCCAUCUGAUCCAUGGGAUGGGGUGUCUGAACCCGCAAAGCAAUUGGUUUCCGGGAUGUUAUGCAGAGAUCCACUACAGAGACUAACGGCUAAGCAGGUUCUAGAGCACUCAUGGAUACAAGAAUAUGCUCAGCAAAUGCAAGAAACUGAUAGCCAUCAAACUGUACUAAGUUUUGUACAAGAGGACUUGGGAAGCUGUUCUUUCUCAAGUUUCUCAAAUCCAAUCACCCCAAGAAGCCAUGAUUUCAGCUUUGGCUUCAGCCCAGUUGUAAAUUCUGGCACCGGGACUUCAUUUUCUCCAUUACAAGCUGAUACCACAACUGGCUUUACCUUCCCAUUGCUCCCCAGCUUCUCAUUCUUCAGCCCCCCUCCAAAUCCUCAAGAAAACAUUUUGAAUUUGAGUUCCAACAAUGCAAAAGGAAACACCAUUCAAAGAGACUCCAGCUUUGGGAUGCUAUUUGACAAGGAAGCUAAGGGGUUAGCGGCUACACCGAGACCAGUCGGGCUUCGAAGCAAGCGAAAUCAUACCAUCGGCCUCGGUGAACACGAGCAGCUCGAUCUCAUGGUAUCGGAAUCCGUCAUACGAUGGGCUUCCUGCACGCAUCUUCCGAGCGCAGCAUCUCUCAGAUCAUCGCUUGUUUGCUGAUUAUAAAUGUAUUAUAUCAAAUUGGUGAAUGAAGAGCUGGGGUAAUUGUAUUAUAAUUGUAUUUGUUUACCAGAGCUUUCCGUAGGUUAUAGGAGAUUGAAAAUUGUUCUUGUUAAUGUCAGGGUGAGUUUUCUCCUGUUAAUGUAUUAUUGGCAUCAGAUGUGUGCUCUGUGAGUGGACUACUGUUUCCAUUCUUAUAAUUAAAGCAAGAGCAAUCUUCAGUUCA